UUUCAGCCUCCAACACUUUUCUGUUCGCGGGUUUUUCUCUAUCUUCCCCUCAAUCGAACUGUAGCCUGUAGCACUGUCAAGAUGUUUACUGCUUCGAGGAAGAUUCAAAAAGAAAGGGGUGUUGAUCCAACUGACCUUGAGGAGAAUCUUGCUCAGGCAAUAUUUGACCUUGAGACCAACAACAAGGAUAUGGGAAAUGAAUUGAAGGAUCUGUUUAUCAACUCUGCUGUUCAGGUUGACAUCUCGAACAACAAGAAGGCUAUUGUUGUCCAUGUUCCAUACAGAUUGAGAAAAGCUUUCCGCAAAAUUCACAACCGGUUGGUCAGGGAGCUAGAGAAGAAGUUCAGUGGCAAGGAUGUUGUCUUCAUUGCCACCAGAAGAAUUGUGAGGCCUCCAAAGAAGGGUUCUGCAGCCAAGCGUCCCAGAUCCCGUACCCUCACCUCAGUGCACGAGAACAUUCUUGAGGAUCUUGUGCAGCCAGCUGAGAUCGUUGGCAAACGUUGCAGAUACCGUCUUGAUGGCUCUAAGAUGAUUAAGGUAUACUUGGAUCCCAAAACCAAGAAUGACACCGAGUACAAGCUAGAGACAUUCUCUGGUGUCUAUAGGAAGCUUUGCGGAAAGGAUGUAGUUUUUGAAUACCCUGCUACAGAGGCUUAAAUUUGCAAUCGUGAUGUCAUCGGAGUUUUGUGCUUACCAUUUUCAAACCUUGUCUAUUGGUUUCCUUUAAGAUAGUUGUACUUUACCAAGUUUUGACCCACUAUAGAUUGCAUUGUUAAUUAGGGACAGAAGAACAAUUAUGUAUAGCGUCUUCCUUGUUGAGGCAAGAACCCAACAUAAGAAACUGAAUUACUCGUUAGUCGUUACCAUUCUUAAUGUUGACCAACUAAAUGCGUUUGCUCAA
This is a messenger RNA of Spinacia oleracea (spinach), 901 nucleotides long. Its product is annotated as 40S ribosomal protein S7-1. Gene Ontology annotation, biological process: rRNA processing; translation; ribosomal small subunit biogenesis. The record is from RefSeq and is a predicted model, not a curated record. NCBI's taxonomy places the organism in Eukaryota, Viridiplantae, Streptophyta, Magnoliopsida, Caryophyllales, Amaranthaceae. The coding region runs from base 82 to 657 and encodes 191 amino acids. Gene Ontology annotation, cellular component: small-subunit processome; 90S preribosome; cytosolic small ribosomal subunit. Gene Ontology annotation, molecular function: structural constituent of ribosome. The transcript has 6 exons.